Molecule: messenger RNA, 714 nt
Organism: Suillus paluster
Lineage: Eukaryota; Fungi; Basidiomycota; Agaricomycetes; Boletales; Suillaceae
Exons: 4
Coding region: 1-714 (237 amino acids)
Cellular component (GO): nucleus; cytoplasm
Molecular function (GO): protein binding
Source: RefSeq, a predicted model, not a curated record
AUGCCCGUCCCAGCGCGAGUUCAGCCCGAAAAGAACAUUUGGGUCGCUGCAGGCGAUGGCGAUUUAGUCAGGGUUCGAGUACGUAACCCUCUGAUCCGGUUCCUUCCAGCCACAUCUCCCAAUGCUCCAGAUCUAUUUACAUACACCCCCAUGCACGCUGCGGCUUCAUACGGGCAGCUUGAGACCCUAGCUUACCUGGUCUCUCAAGGAGGAGAUGUCAAUAUCACCGACGAGGACGGAGAUACACCGUUGUAUGCUGUUGAAAAUAUCGAGACCGCACGGUGGUUAUUGGACCACGGAGCCACUUUAGACCGUCAAAAUAAUGAUGCUGUCUCCGUGCGAUAUAAACGUCAGCCUAUUGAACAUCUGCGGGAAGACUUCCCCGAAACUGCUGCAUACCUGCAGUCACGCCUAGAUCCUUCCUCGUGUCUGAUGCCUGAGGCGAUGUCGCCCUCGCAACCUUCGCAACAUCAGCAAAACAUCGCGACAGAGUCCCUCACGUCAUCACUCGUGCAGUCUGUCCAUAAUAUCAUGCAACGCGCUGAAGCAGAUGGCCGGGAUCCGGAUGAAGAGCUGAGGCAAGUUGUUGGCAGGACAGUGUUAGAAGGGGUAAUAACAGGGUAUGAAAUGACAACGGAUAGUGCCGCUGCACAUCAUUCCGAAGCUGGCUCGCCCAAUGGAGUCAAGAGACCUCGAACGGAUGGUAAUAAUUAA